Sceloporus undulatus (fence lizard) is the source of this 632-nucleotide messenger RNA. Its product is annotated as splicing factor, proline- and glutamine-rich-like. Bases 36 to 632 code for a protein of 198 amino acids. The transcript is spliced from 2 exons. The record is from RefSeq and is a predicted model, not a curated record. NCBI's taxonomy places the organism in Eukaryota, Metazoa, Chordata, Lepidosauria, Squamata, Phrynosomatidae.
UCUCGGGGGCGGCUGGCAGGGAAGGAAGGAAGGAGAUGCCUCCUGGCCCGGUGAGCCUCCCCCGGGAAAGGCAAGGGGGCUGGGCCCAGGGAGCCCGAAGAGGGGACUGCUCAGAGGGGAUCCAUGGCCAAAGGGGCCCCGCAGGAGGAGGGAGAGGCGGGUCUGGGGCUGCUCCCUUCCUUCCUCCUCCUCCUCCGCCGCCGAGGGAGCGGACUCAAUGGGGCCAUUCUUCUCCCUUCCUGGGCACAAAGGGGCCAUUCAGGGACCUUCAUGGAGACAAGGGAGGGAAAGGGCAAGGCCCCACGGCAGCCCCGGGCCCCUGCCGGCCCUGUCCCUGCCCCGCCUCGGCUGCGCUUCAGCAGCAGGAGGAGGAGGAGCCCCUUCCCCUGCGCCUCCCUCUCUGCCUCGCAUUCCUGAGCCCUGACUCACGGCCCGCCUCCUCCUCCGGCCUGGCCUUCCCCGCCCGGCGCUCCGCUCCCGGAGGCCUCCCUCCCUCCCUCCCCGCGGCUCCUGCUCCUCGCUGCAUGGCCGCCCUCCCGCUCCCGGCCCCGCAGCUGCGCCCAGGCCGGGCCCCACCGACGCCAGCAGCAGCGGCACGGACCAGGCCCCGGAGGCCCAGCGCCCGGCGGUGA